AUGGAGGAUUCAUUGGAGAAUUGGAUUUCCAAUUUGGAAAUGGAAGACUAUGAUGUUGGGUUGAGUCAAAGUCAUGGUUCAUUUGAUGAACAAGAGUUCCUAAGAGAGAUCCUUGAGGAGCAACAAGAUUUGUCACCUCAAGGAGAGAAUCUAAGCCCCUCCAACAGCAGUGUGUCCUUUGAUGAGGCAACUGGUGGCACUCUCCACAAAAGCAACAGCUCCAACUCCAUCAAGUCCUUCAAAACAUCACCAUCAUCAUGUGCCUCUCCAGCCACCACAUACCUUCUCUCUUUUGAUACUUCAACUGCUGAACCAAUCACUCAUCAUAAGCCUUCCCCAAAACUUGGUUCAUCACUUCAGGAAUCUUCCAGUAAAAGGGGUGCUGUGGUGAAAGAUGGACCUCAGUUUGAACCCUUCAUGGCUCAGCCAAGAAAGAAGGUUAGAAGGUCUUCUGAGAUUCAGCAUCACAUCAUGGCUGAGAGGAAAAGAAGACAGGAACUCACAGGUAGCAUCAUUGCUCUUUCAGCAACUAUUCCUGGACUCAAGAGGAUGGACAAGGCUUAUGUUCUUCGUGAAGCAGUGAAUUACACAAAACAACUUCAGGAGCGAGUUAAAGAGUUGGAGAAUCAAAACAAUGAUAAAAGCGUUCAACAUUCAUCAGCAUUGGUAAGGAAAUAUCAAGCCAACAAAGAAUCACUGUUUGAGGUUGAAGCAAGAGUUGUAGAUGAGGAAGUACUGAUUGGCAUCCAUUGUGAGAAGCAAAAAGACAUAGUCUGCAAAAUACAUGUCUUGCUUGAAAAACUCCAUCUUUCCCCAAGUAGUAGCAGUGUACUACCAUUUGGCACUUCUACUCUUGUAAUCCACAUCAUUGCUCAGAUGGAUGAAUGCAGAAUGAGCAUGGAGGAAGUAGUGAAGAAACUGAGAGAAUAUCUGUUAGAGGUGUAUGACAUGCAACAGUGA
Molecule: messenger RNA, 960 nt
Organism: Sphenostylis stenocarpa
Lineage: Eukaryota; Viridiplantae; Streptophyta; Magnoliopsida; Fabales; Fabaceae
Source: the annotation of a GenBank genome assembly